AUGUAUUGCUCGAACAAGAUUGGAGGAACAUAUCCUACUUCUUUUCCAUACUUUUCUGAUGAAGAGUAUGGAGGUACUUACGGUGCCACCUCUGCCAAAAGGUUGAAUGCAACUGUAAAUGAAGCUAAAAACGAUGCCGAAUGUGACGCUGAAUUGCUAUCGGAGAAGAAGCGCAAGCUUAAGGAGAAGUUCGAUGCGGAGUACGAUACGUCUGAAAAGAGUAGCUAUUAUGACGAGCUGAAGCAGGCUGCGGAAAGGCAGUCGCAGCUGAACAAGGAGGUCUUCGAGAAUAUGCCAGACGAGAUGCGCGUGCAGAUUGAGGGCUAUCGGUCGGGCAUGUACGUCAGGAUCGAAUUCGAAAGUGUGCCUGCAGAAUUCGUUCAGCAUUUCGAUCCGACUUAUCCCCUCGUUAUCGGGGCGCUGAAUAUGGGCGAGGAAAAUAUUGGGUAUGUGAACGUGAAGAUCAAGAAGCACCGUUGGCACUCGAAGAUACUCAAGACGAACGAUCCGUUGAUCAUUUCUUUAGGUUGGAGGCGAUUCCAGACGAUUCCGUUGUACUCAAAGCUAGAGGAUGAUUUGAAGUUCCGGUACUUGAAAUACACUCCGGAACAUUUGUCAUGCAAUGCUCACUUCUGGGGGCCCAUCACGCCGCAAGGAACAGGGUUUUUGGCGCUGCAGGCGGUGCAUUCAGAUGCGACGGAAAUUAAAAAACUUGGUUUCCGAAUCGCUGCCACGGGAUCUGUACAAGAAUUGGAUAAAUCUACGAGGAUACUGAAGAAACUCAAGUUAGUCGGUUACCCUCUGAAAAUUUACAAUAAAACAGCUAUGAUCAAAGGCAUGUUCAACAGCUCCUUGGAAGUCGCCAAGUUUGAGGGAGCCAAAAUCAAAACAGUCUCAGGGGUAAGGGGGCAAAUAAAAAAAGCAGACAAACCAGAAGGGUGUUUUAGAGCUACUUUUGAGGACAAAAUUCUACUCAGCGAUAUCGUUUUCUGUAGGACCUGGUUCAAAGUGGAGCCUCCAAAAUUUUAUAAUCCGGUAAAUACCUUGUUGUUGCCUCCAGAUCAGAAGAAUUCUUGGAGGGGUAUCAGAACCACCGGUGAAAUCAAGAGAGAACAGGGACUCAGAAAUAAAGUGAACAUUGACAGUUUGUACACGCCUGUUGGACAUCAUCAGUACCGUGCAGGGAGUCCUCCGUUGAGACAAACUAGCAGCGUCGACGAAAUCAAGUCUCAAGUGGAACCACCUAUUGGUGUCACACCCUAG
Leptinotarsa decemlineata (Colorado potato beetle) is the source of this 1263-nucleotide messenger RNA. Its product is annotated as ribosome biogenesis protein BMS1 homolog. Gene Ontology annotation, molecular function: GTPase activity; U3 snoRNA binding; GTP binding. Gene Ontology annotation, biological process: maturation of SSU-rRNA from tricistronic rRNA transcript (SSU-rRNA, 5.8S rRNA, LSU-rRNA); ribosome biogenesis; endonucleolytic cleavage of tricistronic rRNA transcript (SSU-rRNA, 5.8S rRNA, LSU-rRNA). Gene Ontology annotation, cellular component: nucleus; 90S preribosome. The record is from RefSeq and is a predicted model, not a curated record. Lineage: Eukaryota; Metazoa; Arthropoda; Insecta; Coleoptera; Chrysomelidae.